GGGCUCCGGCUGGCUGCUGGGCUCCCGCUGGCUGCCGGGCUCGCGCCGCAGAGGCAGGUGAGGCGCCUGUGGCCACGCGGCAGAGGGCGCGGGCCGAGGGAGCCAGUCGUGGGGGCGCGCGCGCAUGGAGGCGGUGCCGGCGGCCUCCUGAGGACAGCCGGGAGAGCGGAGCGGCCACCUCGUGCAUCCGUCAAGCCGCCUCGAGCCCGCGGCACCCGGCGGCUGCGGGCCGCGGAGCCGGCGCGGCCAUGGCGACGGGCAGUCAGCAGAAGGAGAACACGUUGCUUCACCUCUUCGCCGGCGGGUGUGGAGGCACGGUUGGUGCUAUUUUCACUUGUCCACUAGAAGUCAUUAAGACGAGGUUGCAGUCUUCAAGAUUAGCUCUUCGGACAGUCUAUUAUCCUCAGGUUCAUCUGGGGACCAUCAGCGGAGCUGGGAUGGUGAGACCAACGUCAGUGACGCCUGGACUCUUACAGGUUCUGAAGUCGAUCUUGGAGAAGGAGGGACCAAAGUCACUUUUUAGAGGCUUGGGUCCAAAUUUGGUUGGAGUUGCACCAUCAAGGGCUGUGUACUUUGCAUGCUACUCCAAAGCCAAAGAGCAGUUCAAUGGCAUUUUCGUGCCUAAUAGCAAUACUGUGCACAUUUUCUCAGCUGGCUCUGCAGCUUUUGUCACAAAUUCCUUAAUGAAUCCUAUAUGGAUGGUUAAAACCCGGAUGCAGCUAGAACGGAAAGUGAGAGGCUCCAAGCAGAUGAACACGCUCCAGUGUGCUCGCUAUGUUUACCAGACGGAAGGCAUUCGUGGUUUCUACAGGGGACUAACUGCCUCGUACGCUGGAAUUUCAGAAACCAUCAUCUGUUUUGCUAUUUAUGAAAGUUUAAAGAAGUAUCUGAAAGAAGCUCCCUUAGCCUCUUCUACAAAUGGGACUGAGAAAAAUUCCACAAAUUUUUUUGGACUUAUGGCAGCUGCUGCUCUUUCCAAGGGGUGUGCUUCCUGUGUCGCUUACCCCCAUGAAGUCAUAAGGACACGGCUCCGGGAGGAGGGCACCAAGUACAAGUCUUUUGUCCAGACUGCUCGGCUGGUCUUCCGGGAAGAAGGCUACCUGGCCUUUUAUAGAGGACUCUUUGCCCAGCUCAUCCGGCAGAUACCAAAUACUGCCAUUGUGUUGUCUACCUAUGAGUUAAUUGUGUACCUGUUAGAAGACCAUGCUCAGUAACAGGCCCGAAAAUUGUGCUCUAGAAGAAUAAAACUGAGAAACUCUAGAGAAUUUUUUUUUUUUUUCCAUUGAUGUGUAGAAUGUUUGAGACUGAAACAGGAAAGGCCGUAGAAUAUCUGGCUUGUAUCACCUGUUGGACAUUUCCUUUUGGAUUCAUGCUUUCUGGAAGGUUUAAAUUCAUUAACGUUAACAGUUAAUUAUAACUUUUGGUUGGUUUUUUUGUUUUGUUUUGUUUUAACUUAAGAGAAUUCAGGAUUAAGCAGCCAGUAAAUUAAAUCAUGGUAUUUAAG
This is a messenger RNA of Balaenoptera acutorostrata (minke whale), 1504 nucleotides long. RefSeq names its product solute carrier family 25 member 33 (gene SLC25A33). Gene Ontology annotation, biological process: pyrimidine nucleotide import into mitochondrion. NCBI's taxonomy places the organism in Eukaryota, Metazoa, Chordata, Mammalia, Artiodactyla, Balaenopteridae. Bases 249 to 1214 code for a protein of 321 amino acids. Gene Ontology annotation, molecular function: pyrimidine nucleotide transmembrane transporter activity. The transcript has 7 exons. Gene Ontology annotation, cellular component: mitochondrion. The record is from RefSeq and is a predicted model, not a curated record.